This is a messenger RNA of Aspergillus caelatus, 2115 nucleotides long. RefSeq lists its product as uncharacterized. The record is from RefSeq and is a predicted model, not a curated record. Gene Ontology annotation, biological process: DNA-templated transcription. Lineage: Eukaryota; Fungi; Ascomycota; Eurotiomycetes; Eurotiales; Aspergillaceae. The transcript has 2 exons. The coding region runs from base 1 to 2115 and encodes 704 amino acids. Gene Ontology annotation, molecular function: DNA binding; zinc ion binding; oxidoreductase activity.
AUGCCUCGAUUGUCAAGGAAGGAGGAUAAGGCCAAAGAUAGCAACGCAUCUACAGACGAUAACCAAGCUAGUAUGUCUACUCAGGCAGGUGUGUUGACCUGGGAAGAGCGGAACUUGUCUAGUCCUACCGUUUUUUCAGAAUCUCGGGGGCAUUAUAAGAUGUGCCUUGAUGUUGAGGUCCGAAACGUGACUUUGCCGCAAUAUAUCAGUCCAUUACCGCUUGGACUAUCUUCAGCUGAUCGGGACUAUUUGCGGAUGAAGGGUGCUUUGAAUAUUCCAAAGGCUGAGCUACGGGAUGCGCUUCUGGAAUGCUUCGCACUAUUUGUCCACCCCUUAUUGCCCGUCAUUGAUCUGGGCGACGUUUACUCGAGAAUAGAAAGCAAUGGUCGAACUGGCACAGUCAGCCUAUUGUUGUUGCAGAUGGUUAUGUUUGCUGCAACUGCGUACGUGGACAUUCGCAUCCUCAACAAACACGGAUAUAAUAGUGCAAGUCAGGCGCGAUUGGAGUUUUUCAAUCGAGCCAAACUACUCUAUUCUCUCGACUGUGAACCGGAUAGACUCGCAGUGUUACAGACGGUAAUAUUGAUGACUCUCCGGUCUGACCAGCCAGACCUCAUCACGCACACCCGACACCAUAUUUCUGUUGCAAUGACGCGUGCGCAGUUAAUCAACCAAGAUCCAGCGAUGAAAAUUUCCCAGAGGCUAUGGAAGCGCAUCCUGUGGACUUGCUAUAUGAGGGAUUGUAUCCUAGCUAUCUCCUUCCAAACACCUAUGAUAAUCCGGUACGAAGAAUUUGAUAUCCCUCCGCUCGAGCUUCAGGACUUUGAUGCAGCAUCUUGGCUGAGAGCUGUUCACUGGAUAUCGCGGCAUACUGGAAACCCAAGCGGGAACUUAUGUAACGCUCAGACACUUGCCAAGCUGUGUAUUGCUUUGGUAGAAUGCUGUCAGCGCAUCUCAUAUGGUUUGAACUGUCAAUAUGGGACCCAUCCAGGUGAAGAUGGCUUUGAAGAAGAACUAGUCACGCAGUCGCUUGGCGAUAUUGCGGGCUCAAAGCGUGUAAUUGGAAGGUUUACACAAAUCUAUGCCGAGAUAAAUGUGGAAGACCCCAUCACGGGUCCCGGUGCAAAGCAGCUUGACAGUGUCUCUCUACAUGAGUACUGCCUUCAGGAAUUCCGAUCUGAGCAAAUUGCGACUCUUCUUAAUACUGUUAGCCAGUCCCUCAUGGGUAUUGAAAGCAAGGACAUUAUUGCACUGGGCUUUCUCCACUAUUGCAAGGCCGGAACUGGAUUCCAGGCUGUGAUCUCUGAUACCAAGCAUGGAGGUCAGUAUCUUCGAAUCAGACAAGGCACUCAGACAAUCUCCAAGUUCAUGGCAAAGGAGCUUAAAGAGGGCUCUCUCUGGCUUUCCACCCCAGUGACCCAUAUUGAGCAGUGUCAGGAUACCGGUGUCUGUAUUGUUCGAUCUGCCAACGAAGCCGUCUUUAUGGCAAAAAAGGUCAUUUUGUCCGUUGCCACUCCUUUCUACAAGACGAUCCAAUUUUCGCCACCCCUGCCGACGGAAAAGCAGCGUCUCGCUCUGGAAAACAUCCUGGGCUAUUAUAGCAAGAUGAUCUUUGUCUUUCAAAAGCCAUGGUGGCGCACUGCCGGACUUUCCGGGGAGAUCAAAGCGCAAGACAACGGGCCUAUCUUAUUCUCUAUGGAUACCAGCAUCCCCGAGGACGACCAAUGGUCAAUCAGCUGCUUCAUUGUUGGUGGGCGUGGCCUCAAAUGGUCCAAACUGUCGCGGGAGGAGAGAUAUUCUUCUGCCUGCAGCCAGCUUCGCUCUGGGUUCGAGAAGGUUGAACUGGAAUCUGGGAAACUAGAGGUCCCAGAGCCGAUUAAUACCCUCGAGUACGAAUGGACUAAGCAGGAGUUCUUCCUUGGUGGCCCCUGUCCAGCGUCGCCACCAGGUCUGCUCUCCUCCGUCGACGGGGCCGCUCUUUGCAAAUCCUUCGAAAAUGUUCACUUCGUAGGCACGGAAACAUCACUUGAGUGGAAAGGGUACAUGGAAGGAGCUAUUCGUUCUGGAGACAGGGGCGCUGCGGAGGUCGUUGCGGAACUCCAGGAAAGGUUUUGA